CUCCUCUCUCUACAACAAACUUUAGACUCAGUCCACUUCCCUGAUCAGAGGUAAAAUGGAGCCGUGUUUUACUGAUGGGGAUUGUUAUGAGAAAAUGUUUAGCCCUCGGGUUUAUUUGGAAACGUAUUAUGCUUCUCCACUUGGGAAUCAGAUGGAACAUAAUUUUUUGCUUUUCGUUUUGAAGAAUUUGGUACAAGCCUUUUCCAGGGGUCCAAGAUUACACACACUUCUUGAAAUUGGAUGCGGUCCCUGUCUUCACUGCGCUCUCUGUGCCACGGAGUAUGCGGAGGAAAUGGUUUUGUCUGAUUAUGCUUCCAACAAUCGUCAAGAGAUUGAGCAGUGGUUACGAAAUGAUCCAAAAGCUUUUGACUGGAGCCCAAUUGCAAAAUUUGUGUGUGAACUGGAAGGCAACAGAGAACAAUGGCAAGAGAAAGAGAAGAAGCUGAGAGAUUCCAUCAAGCAAGUUUUGAAGUGUGACGUUCAUCAAAAUAACCCUCUGCGUCCAGUGGAAUUAGAACCUGUUGACUGUCUGAUGACUUCUUUGUGUCUGGAAGCUGCCUGUAAAGAUAAAGCAGCUUACUGCACCGCUGUUAGAAAUGUAACCUCUCUGUUAAAACCUGGUGGGAUGCUCAUUAUGAUCACUGUUUUGAAUGAGACCUUUUAUACAGUGGACAAACACAAGUUCUCAUGCCUGAAAUUUGAUCAGGCCUUUUUGGAAAAAACUUUGAAGGAGGCAGGUUAUGAAAUAGAACAAUUUGAAAUUUGUAUUAUUCCUAAAACUAUAAAUACUAUAUCAGACUGUGAGGCUGGAAUCUUCUUGGUUGCUCGCAAGAAAGAGUGUUUUGUACUGAAUCAGUAAUGCAACUGCUAUAGAUUUAUUCUGUUGAACUCUGACUUAAAGUGCAGCAAUUAAAGCAUUUUAU
Hemiscyllium ocellatum (epaulette shark) is the source of this 923-nucleotide messenger RNA. RefSeq lists its product as uncharacterized. Gene Ontology annotation, molecular function: N-methyltransferase activity. The transcript is spliced from 3 exons. Bases 56 to 859 code for a protein of 267 amino acids. Gene Ontology annotation, cellular component: cytosol. Lineage: Eukaryota; Metazoa; Chordata; Chondrichthyes; Orectolobiformes; Hemiscylliidae. The record is from RefSeq and is a predicted model, not a curated record.